Molecule: messenger RNA, 5598 nt
Organism: Teleopsis dalmanni
Lineage: Eukaryota; Metazoa; Arthropoda; Insecta; Diptera; Diopsidae
Source: RefSeq, a predicted model, not a curated record
UAUAAAUUAAUUUAAGUGUAUGAAAACAUGCAAGCCUGCAUUUUGUGUCACCGAUAUUAAGUGCGUUGCGGUUUCAACGAAACAGACUACUUUAAUAUCAUUUUUUAUUUUCUACAUUCAGUCAUUCAUUUUCUACACGUCUCGCUUUUGUGAAAAUGAAGUAGUGAAAAUUUUACUAAUUUUUUAAUUGUAUUUUAAAUGUAAAAUUUAUUUAGUUUUUAAUUAUUUAAUGAAAAUAUUAUCGUUUACAUAUAUAUAUAAAUAAAAGUAAAUUAAUGAUUAGAAGAAAUUCCCCUAAAGUAGGCCAAACAAAAAAGAAGUCAAAGUAGAAAUUUUUCGUUCGUUCAGUUUGUAAAUUGUGUCAACGCGAAGUGCUCAAUGAUAAAUUUGUAUGUGUGUUGUGAAAAGUAAAUUGUACUACAAUAAUUUUAGAGAAAUUUUUUUAAAACUAAAUCCAACUCAGAAUAUAUUUUUAAUUUGAAAUAAAAUUAAUUGAAUGAAAAUAGUCAAUGGAGACUACGCAAAAUUCUGUAUAAAGUGUAAAAUUCUUUGUUUUAAUCCAGUACUCCCUUGAACGGAGCAGCGUAAUACUUAACGCUGGCAGUGACGUUGACUGCAACGGCAGUCAUGAUGCUUUGGAUGAGCAUGUAAGACAAGAGGAAUGGGACGUUAACGACGCAAGCAGUUGCUUUUCGUUCACUCGAGGCCAUCCAUUCAGUUGUUGUUUUUAACUUUAUUUUUUGCGCUUUCUCAUUUAAAUCUUUUACAUUUUGGAAUUGAUGAAUUUUUAUAAAAUAUAUAUAUAAAAAAGAAAUGUUUAAAAUAUUUUACUGUUCGUCCAAUCUUAUUGUCGUUUGUAGUGAACAUAUAUACUCAUAAUACAACUAAGCAUGUGAAACGCAGAAAAUAAUUACUCAUGCAACGGGUAACAAUAUAUAAAUUUUUUAAAUAUAUAAAUAAUCAAAACGAAAAUUAAAGGAAGGCGAACGACCAGCAAAUCAAAAGCAAACAAAUUACCACGAAAAAAUUAUUGUUCUGUUGAAAGUCAAAGUGAAGUUCAAUUGCAUCAAAGACGCAAAUACAAUAUACAUAUCCGAAAAUGCGAAAACAGCGGACUGUCUCUUUUGAUAACGUAAUACGUUUUCCAGUGUCUGCCACAUUUUUUAGUUACUACGAAAAUGUUUUCCGUUCCAUUUUCGGUAUAAAUAAUAACUUUCGAGUGAUGUUUAUAUAAAUAAAAGGAAAUUUACAAAAUACAUUUGCUGCUUUAAACGUGGUGCCCAUCGCAUCGCAUUACCAUACCACCACAGCUACGAACAGUGGCUCUUAACACGAGAAAAAAAAAUAAAAAAAUAAUUUUUCAAUAUCGCUCACAAGUAAAGUGAAAUCCAAGUUUAGUGACUAGCAAAAACGUAGUGAAAGAAAAAAAUACUGGUUCCGAACAAACAACAACAAAAACAAAGAACAUACAUGUACAUAUUUUGUGAAUUGAGACGAAGAAAGCGGUGAAACGUACCAAACGAACGGACAAAGUGAAAACAAGAAAAAUAGCGCCAGAGAAAAAAGUGUAGAACAAACUUUCCUCUAUCUGUCUGGCUGUCUGCGGGGGAGAUUAAGAAAAGUCAAUCCUAGCAGAGCAGUCGGCAGUUUUGCAGAGCAGCAUAAUUAUUAAUUACAAUAAUUAUCGGUUGAGCAUGCGUGAUUAUUUUGAUAAAUUAAAAAUUAGUUAAAAUCUCCUCCUGAUAAAUAUGGAUUUAAAUAAACAACAUGGAUUCAUUGAAACCAAUGAAGAUAGGUCUAGAGCAAUGUACUACAACAGGGGAAUGAAUAUGAAUGAAUCAAGACAUCACAGACAAUAUUUUAUACCGGAGAGAACAAUAGGCAAUAACAAGGCAUGUGCGUGUUCAAGCAUGCCAGGCAAUAUAAUGUGCAAUGAAUGUAGAACUAAUACAACCACUGAAGAUGGUGGUUGGGGUUCUCAACAUAUAUCAAGAUCAGAUAUAAGGAAUAUUGAUACAAAAGGUGCAAUUAAACAAAAUCCACUUUAUAUCAACUCAAGUGGCAAUAAUAAUGCAUACUGGCAACAAAAUUGUUCGACUGCUGUUCCACAAAUGGACAGAAAUAUCUUAGUUAAGCCUUCCACAACUGAUACAAAUUAUAGUUAUAAGCAACAAUAUCAACAAUCUGAUGGUAUACCUAAUCAUCAACGUGCAAAUUCGAUUAGUACUUACUGUAAGGAACGUUCCUACAACGAAUAUACACCUAAGAGUGAAGUCAAAAUAUCCUACAUGCCCUCAGCUACUUCUGCAGCAUCAAUAUAUAAUAUAGAUAAUCACAAUAACAAUACAGGUGGUGUACUUCGUUCUGGCAAAACUGAUCAACAAGUAAUUAAUCCUAGUAAUAUCCUUUCUACAAAGGAACAACAUCCAAGUCCUAAUUAUGCUCGAAAAUGUCCACAAAUAUUUUCACCUGCAGAACAAAAUUCUACACAUAUGAGUUUGUAUAUGCCAACCCCUCAAUUUAGUUCAGAUAAAUUCAUCAAUGCUCAUAAUCAAAAAUUACGCAUGGAAUCACCACAGCACGAAUAUAGAACAUUGAAUAAUACGACAGUACAAAAACACAUAAUGUCAGAAAAAACAAAAUUGUCAGAAAGUCCAGUACGUUUGUCAUCUCCAAUGACUGGUUAUACAAAUGCAAAUAAAAGCAAAUAUCCAAGUAAUGAAUUGUUGCAGCCAGUUCAGUCAAAUAUAAUGCAACAACAAACGCCUUAUAGAUCUAAUAAUGGUCAAUCAAGAAAUAUUGAUUAUUUUCCACAGAACAAUCCCAAGGUGCAUGCGCCGGAAAUGUCACCCAUCAUAGCAAAGCAAUCUCCUCAUGCUGCUUAUCAGUAUUCUAACUGUACCGUACCACCACCACCACCAACUUCACACAUAUUACCAUUAAGAGGAUCAACAAAUGAUUUAGAUUAUGUUAAAAAAGAAGAUGAUCUGUGUGACAGUCUUGGUGUACCAAAUCGAAAUUUAUAUAUAAAUCCUUAUAACACUCCACCUUCUUCUGAUAGUUGCUAUAAAGAAUCUUCAUCACCUUUUUUGUCUAUAUCUCAUUAUCGUGACGAAUCACCGCACAGUUACAAUAAAUAUAGUAAAUCAACUCAAGAAAUUGAUGUAGCAAAUAAGAUCAUAAAUGUUAAUCAAAAUACUCCACCGCUAAGUAGAACACCUAGUUUUCGAAAUCAGCAAUAUUAUUAUGAAACCUCCAGUAAAUAUGAUGGAAGUCCAUAUGGCACACCAUCUCCAGCAGUGGCUACCGUAGCAUCACCAUCAUCAAUAUUAUCUACACCACAAACUCAAACACCACAUCACAAUGAAUACACUUCACCAUCACAUCGAAUGCAGUCUUAUCAAUCAGCCGCUAUUGAAAAUCGACGACACUCCAAUCAAACGCAAGACAAUGUUCCUUCUCACAUCGAUGCAUAUGAUUUGCCAAUUUCGCAGAAGUCUAAAAUAAAUUGCCCUAAUAAUAUUCCAGCAAUACCAAAUCAAACUACCGGAAUAGUACAAACAGCCCAACAACCCAAGAAAUCUCAUGUUCCAAAACCCAACUAUAAAGAAUUAAUUAAUCAGGCUUACGCAAGGCGUAAUAUACCUGAGGAGGAACUUAAUCUACAAAUUAUAAAAAAAACUCUAAAUGUUGAUACCCAAGUUAUAAGAACUAAUGUCAAUAAUGUUCCAAGAGCAGCAGCACAAGUUGAUAGAGUUCAACAAAGUUCACCGCAUCUUGUAAAUGUAGUUAACAAUCAACCAAAUAUAUCGCCGGCACCAGAUACAUAUAGAAACGAAACGUAUCGUCCAGAUCUUUUACCACAUCAUAUGCAAUCACAAGCGAGAACACCGGUUGGACCUAUAAUUUCAAAUAUAAGACCACCAGUAAUAAAACAAGAAGAAAAAAUAUCUAAUUAUUCCCCCCUGGAUCUUUCUAUGCGUACAGUGAAAACAAAGGCUGAUUCCACUGAAUACAAAUACAAAUGUUAUUCGUCAAGUUCUCCAAGCGUUGACUGCAAAUAUGGUUUGCCAAGAGUAGAUUUUACACCUAAUUUUUCUAUGCAUGCUUCUGAUAGAAAUGUUAUUAUAAAACCAAAUGGACAUUCACGAAUGGAACAAAAUGAGUGCGUUACUUACACAUCAGCAGACUUAAGUCACAUUCCUGCCAUGACUGUGCCGCGAGGUGAACAAACUCCUUUGCCUAAAAAGCAAUAUAAUGAAAGUAAUUCACUAAUAUUUAACAACUCAACCCAAUAUAAAGCAAAUCCACGAAGUGCUGUAAUACCAAAUGAGCCGGCAUUGACUUCAAAAGCUAACUUACAGCGGAAAACCGGUUCUCUUGUAAUAAAAUCAACAACAAAUGCCGUUGUUAGUUGUGAUGUAAAUAUAUGCCAAGUACGCCCAAGUGUACUGGAAACAAAUCCUUUUGCAACUGUUAAAAGUAUAAAAAGUGAACCGAAAAUUUCGGAAAGAAAUAUGUUUGCAGUUGAUAAAUUACCACCAGAUACUAGUAUUAUGCCUUUACCAAAGACUGUAGUAACUGGUCCACCUUCGAAUCCAGGCAUACCUCCAAUAGAUAAAAAAGUUGAACCUGCAACACAAUCGAAUUAUCAUAAAGCAUGUGAACUAAAUCGCAAUUAUUUGGGAAGGAAGCGUCAUUUACAUGAAUACUCUAAUUCCAAUCUGAACUAUGUUGAACCAGUUUCUAAACAACCGCGAUAUCAAGAACCGUAUUCAAAAUUCGAAAAUAUGCGUUCUGCAGAUAUAUCUGUUAUUGCGGUUAAUGAGAAGUCUUUAGAAAACGAAAAAAGUAAAACAGCUGAAAAGUCUAUCCAGGCUGAAGUUACAAAUUACCCACUACCACCUAACCAUAUAGAUAUACCAAUUGUUAAUGAAAACAUAGUUUUUAAAGAGGAGCCUGUAACGCCAACUUCAGAUGUUGUUCCCAUACCAAUUACGCCACCAGUUCCAGUAAAAACAGAAACUAACUUUGCUGCAAGAAUUAGAACGAAAGCUGAACUUAAAGGAUUUACUUUCAAUCCACCAAUUGAAAAUACAGACUCCACACCGCCGAUAAUAUCAGUACUUCCUACUGUAAUAAAGGAAGAACCUUCUGUUCCCGUUUCAAACAUAGAGUUGCCGUCCAUAUCUGGUUUAACGGAGGAUUUUAGUGCCGGAAGUCUUUUAGAUUUUAGUUGGGAUAAUACAUGUAACAAUUUUGUCAAACAGUUACUUACGAACAAGAAAAAACCAAUAAAGAAAAAAUUAAUUAACGUGGUUAAAGAAGAAAUUAGUGAAGAUGACUUGCCUGUUUCUACUAUAGUAAAUAAAAAGUUAUCUAUUCCAACAGCAGAUGUGCAACGUGAAAAAGAUGACUCAAUGGAUUGUUUGUUAGCAGAGAAUAAUAUUUCUAACAUGGAAUCUGCCACAACUACUAAUUCUCAGAUUAAAAUGGACACAAAUGAAAGCAAUAAAACGUCAAAGUCAACAUUUCAUGAGACUGUUUCAUCGCAAUCUGCAAAUGCGAAAAAGAUAGGAAAGUUAGAACGAGGAAAAA